Cyanistes caeruleus (blue tit) is the source of this 447-nucleotide messenger RNA. The record is from RefSeq and is a predicted model, not a curated record. Lineage: Eukaryota; Metazoa; Chordata; Aves; Passeriformes; Paridae.
CCCGGCCCUUCUUUCCCUUGCAGCCUGCGGCGGGAGGGCUACACGGUGCAGGUGAAUGUCAACGACUACCUGGACAUCUACUGCCCGCACUACAACGCCUCGGUGCCCGAGCACCGGCUGGAGCAGUACGUGCUGUACAUGGUGAACGCGGAGGGGUACCGCACCUGCAACACCAGCCAGGGCUUCAAGCGCUGGGAGUGCAACCGGCCCCACGCACCCCACAGCCCCAUCAAGUUCUCAGAGAAGUUCCAGCGCUACAGCGCCUUCUCACUGGGCUACGAGUUCCGUGCGGGGCAGGAGUACUACUACAUAUCCACGCCAACACACAACCACCGCCGGGCCUGCCUGAAGAUGAAGGUGUUUGUCUGCUGCGCCUCCACGUCGCACUCCGGGGAGAAGCUGGCGCCUACCCUGCCCCAGUUCACCCUGCGGCCCGAGGUGAAGAUC